CUGGUGCGUGUCGUUUGUACGCGCGGCUUGCUGUAUUGUUAUUAUUGUAUUUAUUAUUCCCCUCCGUCCGUCAAUGCCUGUACGCGUUGUGGUAUUUGUUGUAAAUUCGCCGCCGAGCGUGUUCGCCGUUGUGUGUUGAUUGUUGUGUACGCGCGUAUCACUCGCGUAGCGUGUGCGUUUAAUUAUUUAUUUCGUGUUGUUUACUUGUGUAUUUAUCUUAUUUUUUGUGUCACUGUGGAAUGAUUGAGAAAAGGUGAGAACACAACGGCCGCUGGUACGCAGUGACCGCAUUUUCCCGCUACGCAGUUCCGAUAUGGCCCCAGGGCUACCUGUUAACGACGACGGUAAUGUCAACAUGACAAGGAAUAGCUGCUAAAAAUACAGGUUACCAUGAAUCCAGAAAUGACUAUGGCCAUGAAAAGACACGAAGAACGGGAGGCUCUGCGAAGCGUUAUCAAGCAAUGGAAUGAUAAUCGAUUGGACUUAUUUGAACUUUCCGAGCCCAAUGAGGAACUUCUCUUUCAUGGUGUAAUGAGGUUCUAUUUCCAAGAGCCCGGCACUGGACAAAAAGUGGCUACCAAGUGUAUUCGCGUUGCUUCAGAUGCUACUUCGCAAGCUGUCAUCGAGACACUUAUCGAAAAGUUUCGACCCGACAUGAGGAUGUUGUCUGUUCCAGAGUACGCCUUGUACGAAAUACACGAAAAUGGAGACGAAAGAAAAUUGGGUGUUGAUGAAAAACCACUGUUAGUACAGUUGAAUUGGCACAAAGAUGACCGCGAAGGUAGAUUUCUGUUGCGACGAAUAGAUGAGGAAACAAAUAUGCCUGCCGGUACGUUCCAAGAAGCAGGAUCUAGUUUUAAGCGUAAACUGUCCAAAAGAGAAAAGAAACAAUUGAAAAAACAAGAAAAACUUAAUCGUGCUAAGAGUCAUGGUUUACCUAAUGAUGAAAACGACCCUGGAGUCGCAGAAAAAUUGUAUACAGAGUUACCAGAAACCAGUUUCACGAGAUCUAUAUCAAAUCCCGAAGCUGUAAUGCGUCGAAGACGUCAACAAAAGUUAGAGCGAAAAUUACAAGCGUUUCGUAGUACAGACGGCGGUCCUGACACUGGCGGUACACUUAAAAUUUAUGGAGAAUCUCUUUGUAGAGAUGUACCAUACAAAACUCUUUUAUUGUCUAUUAGAGACACAGCGCAACAAGUUGUAAAAGAAAUGUUAGCAAAGUAUGGUUUGGAUAAAGUCGAUCCACUUAAUUUUUGCCUCGUACAAGUAAAUAAUGCAGUUAUUCCAACCGAAAAUAAUUCUGGAUUGAAUAACGGCAUUUCCGACAAUAAAGAAAUGAUGAAUAAUAACAAUAGGGAGUACAUAUUAGAUGACGAUGAAUGUCCAUUAGCUAUUCUGAUGAAUCAUCCUCAAACUAGAGGGUCUAUAAUGUUUCAUGUGCGACGGAGGCCGGCUGACUACCACCCUAGAAAACGGAAAAAGAAACCGACUCAAAAAUGGAACCAACAGCAUAGCACAAGCGAAAUGUUAGAAUACCGAUAUGAAGAUGGAUUAGAUAGACUGCCUUUCUUUUUGGAGCUCAAUGCUGAUGGCUUAGAAGUAGUAAAUCCCAAACGAUACCGAAUACACCCUAAUGUAACUGAGGUUGGCUGUGAACGUCAAAAUCAGCCUCAAAGUAAUGCUCAAUGUUUGCAACUUAGUGGUCCAAAUAUACAACCUCGACAUUGUGUUAUUGCGCACACUGAGGGUAUUGUAACUGUAACGCCAUGUAGCCAAAACGCAGAGACUUAUGUUAAUGGACAACGAAUUUUCGAAACUACAAUACUUCAGAAUGGUUCAAUUGUUAAGUUUGGUAGAUUGCACAAUUUUAGAUUUUUAGACCCAUGUUUUGAUGAAAGACCUAGACCGCGUACUAAUUCGUUAAAGAAUGUUCAAGAUUAUUACGAUAGUGGGUCAGUAGAUAACACUGUGGUGCAUUCCUCAGUAAUGCAACAAAAUUUUGAGACAACUUUUGAUGUUGAUGGUAAUAUUGAAACACGUUCCACUUCUAGCCAAGGGAACAAAGAUGACACUAGGUCACAGAGAUCUAUAACGAGUAGUCGAGAUGGCAAUCGAUUAUCUGCUGUAUAUGGUCGUGCCAGUGCUCAAAUAGUCGAUAAUAUUUUACCUUGUGUUCUUGAAGUGCGUGAAGAAACUGAAGAAGCAUGGAUCCAUGCUGUAACCAUGGAUGUGGAUCCAUCAACACUAACAUUUAAACAUGCUCCUGCUUACUGCCUUUAUUUAUUAGCAAGAUAUAGAGCAUCUACAUCAUAUAGACCUGAUGUUACUCCAAUGGAAAGAGCAAACAGACUAUCAUUAACUUUUGCUAAGGUUGCAACAAUUCUUUAUUCAAUGAUACAGGGAAAACAAAAUGACUUGACAAUGUUAUCUUUUUGGCUUGCAAUUGUGACUGAAUUAAGACAGUUUUUGCAUAGCGAUCGCCAUUUGUCAAACUUUUUAAUGGAAACAAUUGAAAUGUUGCAUGACACUCAACAAGCUGCUAUGCGUUUUAUUGUGGAAUGUAUUCUUGAAGAACUCAUGAUAGCAUUACCCGAUCUAUUUGCUGAAAAUAGUGAUGCAGAAAAUGAACAUUUGCCAGCUAAUUCGAUUGUAAGCAAGUUAGGUAUGAUGAUGACUACUCUCAGAGAAGGACGUGUGAAUGCUUCCCUUACCAUUCAAAUUUACAAUCAAGUUUUUCGUUUCAUCAACUCGUGGGCAUUUAAUCGCCUUAUUACUGCAAAUGAUUUAAGUUAUUAUACAAGAGUAUGGGGUGCCCGUUUGAAAUCUCGUAUAGGUCGAUUACAAACAUGGGCUGAAAGACAAGGUUUAGAAGUUACUGCUGAUUGUCAAUUAGCUCUUUUUUCACAGGCAGCUGAUUUACUUAAUGCGCCAAAAUAUACUGGUGAGGAUUUAGCUAGUAUUACAUCUACAUGUUUCAAACUUAAUUCACUUCAAUUAAAAGCAUUAUUAGUGAGGUAUCAACCAGCCCAUGAUGAACCUAGGUUACCACACGAGUUAAUUGACAAUGUUGUUCGGGUUGCAGAAAACUUGGCAGAUGAAUUAGCUCGAUCUGAUGGCCGUGAAAUAAGAUUAGAAGAAGAUGAUGAGCUCAUGAUAACAUUUGUUCAACCUGAGGAAGGAUUUAGCUAUGAAGUUGCCAGAGGAGUACCUCCAGGUUUAAUUGAAUUUAUUCAACCACUUCAACAAGCAGGCAUGUGUCGUCUUACCCUGCAUCCUAAUGCUUCUGGUCAAUGGACCGUCUAUUUUUUACCUAAUGCACGGAGUCCUAGUGCUAUGAGUAAUAGAAGUGGAGGUUAUUCUUUGCAAGCUCCUGAUCCUGAUAUUCAAACUAUUAGAUUACACAAAUCCAACAAUGGAAUGGGAUUAAGUAUUGUAGCUGCAAAAGGUGCUGGUCAAGAAAGAUUGGGUAUUUAUAUUAAAUCUGUUGUAAAAGGUGGUGCUGCAGAUGCUGAUGGAAGACUUCAAGCAGGUGAUCAACUUUUGAAAGUUGAUGGGCAAAGUUUAGUAGGAAUUACUCAAGAAAAAGCUGCUGAAUAUUUAGUUCGUACUGGGCCAAUUGUUACAUUAGAGGUAGCCAAACAAGGUGCAAUACUUCAUGGACUUGCUACACUGCUAUCUCAACCUUCACCUGUAAUGUCAAGAGCACCCCCAUUAUUAGCUUCCAGUGGUAGGGAAAGGCCAAUAUCUGAUUACCAACCCCGCAUGAAGGUCAAUAUCCCUCAAAGCAGUUUGUCAAUGCAUGACAUUCAUGAAUGUAGUGAUGAAGAGGUGAUAACAACUUGGAUGAUGGAAUCAUUAUCUCUAUCAGGUCCUCGACGUAUGAGCGAACGGGAUCUACCAUCUCGUAUAUUGACCGAACAACAGCAAAACAUCGGCUCCAGAGGGCCACCACCUCACCAUCUGUCACAAAUUCAGAGUUCGAAAUCAGUACCUUCUCUUCACAGCGUUGAAGGGACUAGUACAACCAUACCACCUGUAGUAGGUAGACCACCAACUCAGCAUGAAGUAUUUAAUCCCGGAUACAAUCGCACAUCAACAACUUAUAAUCUUCAGCAACAUAAUACACUUAGAUCUCGAUCUAGCCAAAAUCUAAAUGAUUCUCGUCCACAACCUCAAAUGGCUCUUCGUCAACCAUCUAAUCCCAAUCUUUUAAAUGGUAAUUAUCAUUCAGAGCGACCAUCAUCUGUACAUCCAAAUGUGUACCAACCUCAACAGCAUCCAGCUUACCAACAACAUAUACAACAACAAUUAAUGAUGCAACAGCAGUAUAACAGUUCAACACCAGAACCAACUGGUGAACGUUUUUAUCAAAAUGUCAAUCAAUUAUAUAGAAACCAAGAUCAUAAUGGAUAUGGACCAUCAGGAAAAAUGCCAAGUCCUUCUGAUGAAAGGUCUUCAAAUCAACCUCAUAAAAGUUUUAGAGGAUCACAGUCCUCAUUGCAAAACCGACAAAUUGCAGAACCUUCUCAACUUUACAAAGAUAGACCGUCUUCUGCAUAUUUAAGCAAUAAAGAUUCAUAUAAUAUGCAAAAUCAAGGAAUGACAAUAAGAUCACAAUCAUCAAGAGAUAUGUUGCGUCAAGAUGCCAAACUGCAAGAAAUGACUGAAGAAGUACGACGUCGUGAAAUGAGAUGUAGUGGAGUGAUGACUCCUCAACAGCAGCAUGCCACUACUCAAAAACCGCUCAAUCGAAAUCAACCUUAUCAAGGUUAUCAUGAUUCAAAACCUUCAGCAUAUCCUGUAGAUCAAGUAAAACAACAAGAAGGUAUUCGCUCUCCACAAUAUAAUCAACCUAUGAGAGCUACUGUCCCUGAAUCUAUGCCACCAACUUACAGAGAAUCACCACCACCUCCUCCACCUCCUCCUACAUCAACUCAUCCGUUGUAUCAAACAAGUCCCCUACGUAAUGAACCUAAUCGGUAUAUUGCUAGUGGUGGCGAACCUCCUAGAGGUGGUUUCUACCAAAAUUCUAAUGAAUCAUCUAAACAACAAUAUCAGUAUCAAGGUACAAAUCCAUGGCAGAGAGAAGAAAAAGAAAAGGAAGCUGAACGAAGACGAGAAGCUGCUCGAAUGUUCCGUGAUCAACAACUAAGUGAAUUAAUAGCUCUUGGUCCAAAUAGAACGGUGAGUCAAGAAGAACAAUUAAGAGCUCUUAGGUUAGAAAAAGAAUUUGAACGUAGAGCUCAAGAAGAGGGAGAAGAUGAAGAGGAGGAUGAUCAACAAGAAGCUAAUGAAAGAGUGCAACAGCUUAUGAGAAAUGCUCAACAACAAAGUGAUAGAAGAGGCCCAACAAAUAUUUCAAAAACUCCAAAUAAUUAUAAUUACAUGAAUGGUUCAAUUAGAGGUUCACAAUCAACAACACCAUCUAAUGGAGUAAGUAAUGAUGAAAAAGAAAGAUUAAGAAGACUUAAAGAAAUGAAAGCCAAACAAGUUGAAAUGGAAGCCUUAAAAGAAGCAGAAUUGAAACUUAAAAGAAAGGAUGAAGAAUUAAAAUAUCAACAGCAACAACAGCUACUUAAUCAAUCCUACAAUAAUAAUACACUACCCAACAGAUAUAAUCGAUCUGUUAAUCCACCUAAUCAUUUACCAUUAGAUAAUUCUGGUUAUGGUUCACCUCAUGGAACUUUACCAUCACAAAGAUUAGAUAAUUUAGUUGGUGGUUCUAACAAUAAUGAUCCACCACAGCCCCCUGAACGUGGAUCAUCAUUUGCUAUUAUGAGCCAAGUAGAAACUAAAACCCAGUCAAGACUUCAAAAUAACAUAUCUACGCCAAAUGGAAUAACAACACCAAAUGCUAAUACCACUCCAAAACGUGUGUCAUUCCAGGACCCUACUACAAUUCCAACCUCUCCUUCACCACCACUAGAGAAAAUUAUUGAAGACCCAGAUAAUUUUAUUGAUCAAGCAGAGACUAUGUUAGCAUCCCCUCGUAGUCCAGAUGUGCAAUUUACUAGCUCUAACACGCCUGGAGUUAUUGGUGCUCAAGAAGUUUAUAGGGAUCCUAGAGCACGUAUUCAACAUCAAAAACAAAUGUCAAAUAAAACUGGUAGCACUGUACCAGAAAAGCUUAGUUUUAAAGAAAAAAUGAAAAUGUUUGCCAUGGAAACUGGAGAAGACGGUACACCUAAAGACAAAGUGAAGAUAUCAAAGGCUCAAAGAGAAAUUGACAAUUUAGGAUCACCAACUACACCUGUGACUAACUAAUUAAUUUAUUUUGACAAAGUACACACUUAGACAUCCCAUUAAAAUUAAGUAUUAUUUUUUUCUUUGACAAAGAUUUUUUUGAAAUCUUAAAAAUGUAAUUUAUAUAUUUUUAUAAUAUAAUCAUUAUUACAUAUUAUGUUAAAUAGAUACUCUUAUAAUUGUGAUUUAUUGUAGUUAAAUAUAAAAACUAUAGUUUAUUUUCUAUUAUAUCGUUAUAUUGUUGUGAGUAUAGCGUUUAAAUUAUCGUUGAAUAGUUGUAUUUACUUUUUUUUUAAUUUAUUGCUUUGUGUUCAAAAGCAUCACAUAAAACUUUCCAUAAACAGAGCUUCGAACAAUAUUACCCUCUGAACUCUAUUUCUACUUUAAAUAAUCAUUAUUACAUAUAUCAUUAGUACACUUAUCAUAUUGUGUUGUUGAAACAAUCAAAUUUUUCAUUUUUUUUAUCAUAUACAUUUUAUAAGUAUUGUAAAUUAAUUUAGUUAAUUUUUUUAUUUUAUUUUGUUUUGAAAAAUUUAUUUCGGUUUAAAAAAGUUAUUUAUAUGUAUAAAUGUUUUGUUUGUACAUUUUUUUUUUUUAAUGAAACAAAUAUGUUUCUACUUUAUCAAAGUAUUUAAUAUAUAUUAUAUUUAUUAAUUUUUAUUAUUGUAAUUAAAUUAAAUGUAAAAAAAAGUUAUAUGAAAAAACAUAUAUGUAUUAUAUUAUAUAUUUUUUAAAUAUAUCUUUUUUAGUAUUUAUUAUA
Molecule: messenger RNA, 7003 nt
Organism: Daktulosphaira vitifoliae (grape phylloxera)
Lineage: Eukaryota; Metazoa; Arthropoda; Insecta; Hemiptera; Phylloxeridae
Gene: cno
Product: afadin
Exons: 32
Coding region: 391-6264 (1957 amino acids)
Biological process (GO): regulation of protein localization; signal transduction
Cellular component (GO): adherens junction
Molecular function (GO): cell adhesion molecule binding
Source: RefSeq, a predicted model, not a curated record